Messenger RNA from Fusarium proliferatum ET1, 300 nucleotides. RefSeq lists its product as uncharacterized. The transcript has a single exon. Bases 1 to 300 code for a protein of 99 amino acids. Lineage: Eukaryota; Fungi; Ascomycota; Sordariomycetes; Hypocreales; Nectriaceae. The record is from RefSeq and is a predicted model, not a curated record.
AUGGGCGUCCGUCUCUCUCUGGAUGAUCCGGUGUAUAUCGGCCAGAAUUUCCUCUACCUCACUCUCAAUCUCGGCGUCGUCUUCCACGUAGAUGAGCUCCUCGUCUUCUGGUUCCGCCAGAUCUGCCACCACCUCAGCCGUAUCCUUCUCGCGAUCUCCGAUACGUCCCGUGUGUCUCGGGGAUGGUGCGAUAUCAACAACCGCCGUGCGUCCUUAGAAGCCCGUGCUGAUCAACUUCUCUUUGUGAUAGUGGUCGACUACCUUUUUUACCCGACUCAGCCAAGGCCUCCGAGCCAGUAA